AUGGAAGUUGCAACACUUACAACAGAGCAAUCUCAAAGCAAAGGCGAUAUACCAAAAAACAAUGGCACCAAACCACAAGGAAAGAACAGACGCAAGAAAAAGAGGAAAGGAGUCAAUAAAGAGAAGACAAAGGAAAUUGCGAUUGAGAAUAAGCAAAUAAUCGAAGAUCAAGAAGAAAUAGAAAUAGAGUAUGUAUCACAACCAUUGGAUUUACCUAACGAUCCUAACUUUGAAGAAUUCUCAAAGGUUUUUGCCCAUUUUCAGAUUACCGCCGAAGAGACUGAGAUUCUAGUUGAACUCAAAGAGGAAGAAAAAGCAGAGACUCCUGCAGCCCUGACAGAGGCCAGAAUUAGCGAUUCGGAAGAUGAGAGUACAAUCGACUCGGACAGCGACAGGGGUGAAAAAGUAUCAAAGAAAAAGCUGCGAAAAUUGAAUCGGUUGAGUGUGGCUCAACUGAAGCAGCUGGUUAAAAGACCGGAGGUUGUUGAGUGGGUAGAUGUGACAGCAGCAGACCCCAAAUUACUUGUACAUAUCAAGUCAUACAGAAACACAGUUCCUGUUCCUCAACAUUGGUCACAGAAGCGCAAGUAUCUUCAAGGCAAGAGGGGAAUUGAAAAGCCUGCCUUUGAAUUGCCUGAUUUCAUUAAAGACACCGGUAUAAUGGAAAUGCGCGAAGCAGUAAGAGAAAAAGAAGAUGCCGCCAAACUCAAGCAGAAAACACGCGAAAGAGUGCAACCCAAGAUGGGGAAAUUAGAUAUCGAUUAUCAGAAAUUGCAUGAUGCUUUCUUCCGAUUCCAGACCAGGCCUAAACUUACCAUUCACGGUGAACUUUACUAUGAAGGAAAAGAGUUCGAAACUAAAUUGAAAGAGAAGAAACCAGGACAGCUUUCUGAAGAAUUAAAGGCGGCUUUGAACAUGCCUCCACUAGCGCCACCCCCUUGGCUGAUCGCCAUGCAACGAUAUGGACCACCGCCGAGUUAUCCCAAUUUAAAGAUACCUGGUCUAAAUGCGCCCAUACCUGAAGGGGCACAGUGGGGAUUUCAUCCUGGUGGAUGGGGAAAACCGCCUGUUGAUGAGUAUAAUCGACCACUCUAUGGAGAUGUGUUCGGAACAUAUCAGCAGGAAAUACCUUCCGAGAUGGUCCAACCUAUUGAGCGAAAACUAUGGGGAGAAUAUGAGCCAGAGGAAGACGCCUUACAAGAAGGACUAGUUACCCCAAGUGGGCUAUCAUCUGUUCCCAGUGGACUGGAGACACCUGAUUAUAUUGAAUUACGCAAGUAUCAGAAUGGACCACCUGCACCUGCACCUGCUGCCGCUAAUGUACCGCCUUCUUUGGCUAGUGGAUUGGAGACGCCCGAGGUUAUUGAACUGAGGAAGUAUCAGAGAGCCGAAGAAGAAGAGCCAAAACAAUUAUAUACGGUUCUUCCGCAGAAAGAGACAUCGAUCACAGGGUUCAUGGGAUCUCAACACGUAUAUGAUAUAUCAAAUGCCACCGGCACAUCUAAAGGAACGAAGCGCAAGGCAGUGGGGGCCGGAGUGGAAGUUGCAUUGGAUCCGUCUGAAAUGGCGAAUCUUGACGAAGAGACUUUGCGCGCUAAGUUUGACGAAGCUCAGGCGGCCAGUCGACCAGAAGGAGCUCAUGAAGAUCUCUCGGAUAUGGUUGCUGAGCAUGCAAGUAAACAGGCUAAAAAGCGUCAAAAGAUUGCAGAUGCCAAGGCUGCGGCACGUGAUGCUGGGUCUGGUGGACAGGCCCCUACAAAGAAGUACAAAGAGUUCAAAUUCUAG
Paraglomus brasilianum is the source of this 1785-nucleotide messenger RNA. The record is from the annotation of a GenBank genome assembly. Lineage: Eukaryota; Fungi; Glomeromycota; Glomeromycetes; Paraglomerales; Paraglomeraceae.